AUGAAUGAUAACAGUACAGCAAAGUCUACUGUAUUGACAAGUAAGACAGAUACAUGGCUACCUCAAACAGUAGCAGUUAGUUCACUUCCAUCAACAACUACAGGGAUCAUUAAUGAGGAUUCUGCAGGUCAGAAUUCUUUAACAUAUGGAAGUGAUUUGUCUACCAAUAAUAUUAUAACGUCUAUAUCAUCAUCUUUACCAGAUAGUACUUUAUCCGAUUUAUUUUCUUCAAGUGAUGACCUUCUAUCUACUGUUUCUUCAGUAUCAUCGGUGGAAACCAGAUAUUCUUCUAUUGAAUUAUCUUCAUCCUUUGCAGAUUCUUUAUCGUCUACCACAGCCCCGUUAUCAUCAUCAUCAUCAUCAUCAUCAUCAUCGUCGCUCACAACAGAUCAAUUAGUUAGCAUACCUUCCACUACAGGGUCCUCAAAUGAUUCAACUUCAUCUGUAUUAUUACAAACAUUCUUUUCUUCUUCUUCUUCUUCUGUCAGCGAUAGUAUUGAGAAUAGUGUAAUUAUACCAACUUUGACAAUUGAAUAUAACGAUACAAUUCCUUCACAGACUACAACAUAUACUCCAACGACAUCGUCCAAUGCGUCCAAUUCGUUAAUUGCAAUCAAGACCACUGUAACUGAUCCAUUUCUUUCAAUAAUUAAUGCUUUCAAACAUAAUACUACUCAGUCUACUUCAUUUGUAACAACAAAGAUAUCUGAUUCUUCAUUAAAUGGGAACAGUUACAAUAAAUCAAUGAUAACAAAAGUCAAUCCGACUCCAUCAAUCAUCCUGUCCUCCUCCAGAUCAAAUUUUACUGUUACAUUUAAUAGUAAACACUUCACGUCCUCAUCACAAUCCACUAGAAAUACAACUACAUUGCAAAAAAGUUCUUCUUCUUCUUCUUCUUCUUCUUCUUAUUCUUCUUCUUCUUCUGCUUCACAUUUUAGUCCUAUAUUUACCACCAUGACUAUGACUACUACAAGUAGUAGUAAUGAAGUUAAUACCACCAGUUCGACUGAGCUUUCUUCAAGUACCACGCAAUAUUCAUACCUCGAAGAUGAAAGUUUGCUCUAUUACAUAUAUACACAACAAUAUGAUUUUACUGACUCCGUUACAUCUUUCACAGCAGGAUUUCCUGAAACCAUAACAAUAACAAAACCAUCAGCCUCUGGUGAAGCGACUACUUCAUUUACAAUUCCAUCAUCAACAAUUACUGCUAAUGCUUCACUUUAUGAAAAAUUAUUAAAUGGUGGUGCAUUGGACGGAUCUGAUUCUUCUUCAUCAAGUGAUGCAACGAAAUCACAUUCUAGUAAAGUUGGUACUAUUGUAGGAAGUGUAGUUGGUAGCAUCGGUGGUGUAAUUAUCGCAGUACUACUAUUAUGGUGGUUUUUGAGAAAUAGGAAAAAUAGAUCCCCCAAGACUACUCACGGUUAUGAUAAGAGUUUUGCUCAUGAAAUUCAUGAAAGACAGGGAUAUAACGCUACAGGGAUGUUACAUGCAUCAUCAUCGUAUGCUGAUGAAAAUACUUUAAAGAUUACCACCCAAAUGGAUUCACAGAUGAAUCCCCCACCUUCUAAAUUUUCUACAACGAACCCAUUUAUUAAUCAAGAUGACACCCAAGCAAGAAAACCUCCUCCAGUCCCACUACCUAGAAAGAACAAAAUGAAUACUUUAUAUGGUCCAGGCAGACAAUCCUGGACAGAGCAAAACACUAAUUCAUAUGUAUCAUCGUCUGCUGAAUCAUCAUUUGCAGAAGAUUCUACUCUUUCAUCGAGUUCUAUUAGAUUAGGAUCACACUACGAUAGUCCAUCGAGUAAUAUUCAUUCGACAGUAUCUCAUCCACAAGGAUUUUUCCGUGAAAUCAUUUAA
This is a messenger RNA of Maudiozyma saulgeensis, 1860 nucleotides long. The record is from the annotation of a GenBank genome assembly. NCBI's taxonomy places the organism in Eukaryota, Fungi, Ascomycota, Saccharomycetes, Saccharomycetales, Saccharomycetaceae.